This is a messenger RNA of Cryptomeria japonica (Japanese cedar), 1317 nucleotides long. RefSeq lists its product as uncharacterized. The record is from RefSeq and is a predicted model, not a curated record. The coding region runs from base 1 to 1317 and encodes 438 amino acids. The transcript has a single exon. NCBI's taxonomy places the organism in Eukaryota, Viridiplantae, Streptophyta, Pinopsida, Cupressales, Cupressaceae.
AUGGAUUUUACAGAAUUUGAUGCCUGGAUAUCACGUGAACUAAGAUCAUUCUUAGGUAGGUGCGCAACCAGACAAGGGGCAUUUGAUUUUUCUACAUUCAUGUUUUGGGGUUUAUUAUCACCUCUUCCAGCUCCCUACGACUUGAGGGAACCUGAAUCGUCUGGAGUCCUACGAUUUUGCUUCUUACAAUCUUUACUAGGCAUUGAUGGAGGCAUAAUUGAUCCGCCCGAAUACAAGCACCUAUUCAACUCUCUAAUAACUGCUAUGCAUUCUUCCUUUCUUUCCUACUCCAAAGAGUUUAAACUUAAUCCAGGGAUUCCUUCUUCCUGCUCCAAAAUCCUUGCUCAAGCACAGCAAAAAGCUCGCAUACUCCUUGGACCUUCCGAAAUGCAUGGUUUCAUGCAUCACUGGGCUUCUCGAUUCACCACAGAAUCACUACUAUUCUCGGGGAAGCAUUCAUCCAUGUUGAGAGUUUCAUACAACUCAAACAUUGGGGGAUUCUUGAAGAUUACGUCCUAUUCUCCACUGGUUUCCAUGGAGACCACGAACGGAUCUUCUAUGGUUGAAGAACGUCUACAUCGAGCUUUGAGUUACCACCUAUUGCACUGCAUCUUUCAAUUUGGACAUGUUGUCAAUGUUUAUCCACAUUGGAUUGAAGUUUGCCUGCAAAUAGAUAAUGUGAGAUGCGAUGUGUGUCCAUUGCACCGGUUAAUGGAGAUCACAGGUUCUGUUCUAAAUGAACGACAUUUUCCUUCCAAAAUCUGUUUGACAAUUGGCCCUAAGAAUGGACAUGGCGUCCAUUCUGUUUCCUUGACUCGAUCAUCGCAGAAUCCCAUCACAGAGAUUGGUAAAGGGAACACGUACGAGGCCACAUUCGAGGCACCCAAGAAUGUGGGGCUCAAGGCUACCACUACAACUACAUCUACAGUGAAGAUCAACAAUUGGGGUUUUGAGCAGUUAGUCGUCAAUGAUAGCGAUGCAAAGAUAGAUUGGACUCUGUAUGAUAGCACCACUGCAAAGGCGGUAUUUAACAAUGGGCCUCCAAAAUUUUCAGUGUUGGGCCCCAAAACAUGGUCCAUUGAUAGGUAUUCCAAGGCUUGCAGAGCUUUCACUCAAGGAGGAGGGGUGGUGUUUGCCAAGAAUGAUUAUGGAGAUCCCGUAACAUGGAGGCUCAAUAAGGAUUUGGAGGGACAGACAUUGAAAUGGAUUGUCCAAGGUUCCGUCUGGUUAACCUAUUGGCCAAACACACACCGCACUCGAUGUUCGGAGACUAAACGCCAUGAUUUUUAUCAGGAAUUCGAUCUUACAUUGGCAUAG